GAAAUGGGGGACAAAGGACAGAAAGGCAGCAUGGGACGGCAUGGAAAAAUUGGUCCUAUUGGUUCAAAAGGUGAAAAAGGAGAUAAUGGUGACAUAGGACCACCAGGUCCUAAUGGUGACCCAGGCAUCCCCUGUGAGUGCAGCCAGCUAAGGAAAGCUAUUGGUGAAAUGGAUAUCCAAGUGGCCCAGCUGACAACGGAACUAAAAUUCAUAAAAAAUGCUGUUGCUGGUGUGCGUGAGACAGAUAAUAAGAUAUAUCUGCUGGUGAAGGAAGAGAAAAGAUACAAGGAAGCCCAGCUCUACUGCCACGGAAGAGGAGGGACGCUGAGCAUGCCCAAGGAUGAGACUGCCAACAACCUGAUCGCCUCGUACAUCAACCAAGCCGGGCUCACCAGAGUUUUCAUUGGGAUUAACGACCUAGAGAAAGAGGGAAAUUUUGUCUAUUCUGACCGAUCGCCCAUGCAGACCUUCAACAAAUGGCGCAGUGGGGAGCCCAACAAUGCGUAUGAUGAGGAGGACUGUGUGGAGAUGGUGGCAUCUGGAGGGUGGAAUGAUGUUGCAUGUCAUAUUACCAUGUAUUUUGUGUGUGAAUUUGACAAAGAAAAUGUCUAAGCUUGCCUGCUCUUUCUUUUUUUUAAGAAAAGUUUU
Molecule: messenger RNA, 648 nt
Organism: Phaethon lepturus (White-tailed tropicbird)
Lineage: Eukaryota; Metazoa; Chordata; Aves; Phaethontiformes; Phaethontidae
Gene: COLEC11
Product: collectin sub-family member 11
Exons: 4
Coding region: 4-612 (202 amino acids)
Source: RefSeq, a predicted model, not a curated record